Molecule: messenger RNA, 834 nt
Organism: Trifolium pratense (red clover)
Lineage: Eukaryota; Viridiplantae; Streptophyta; Magnoliopsida; Fabales; Fabaceae
Product: putative GEM-like protein 8
Exons: 4
Coding region: 142-699 (185 amino acids)
Source: RefSeq, a predicted model, not a curated record
AAAUUAAAUUCAGAAAAGCCAUCUCUAUCUUAGUUUUUUCCAAGCAUUUUCCUUGGACAGCUGUUUGCAAGAAUAACAAUUAAAUCUUCAUUUUUAUUAUUAUUUUUUUUGGAUUCCAGAAAUAAGAAAUUUCCAUCACUGAUGAAUUCUUCUGCAGCCAAAGAAACAGCAACUGCAACUAUGGAGCACAAGAAAUCAACAAGCAGGAAAAAAAGCAGCUUUGCAUUUAGGAUUCAUGAACAUGUAAAACUAGGUCCUAAACUAUCAGAGACACUGAAGGGUAAGUUGAGUUUAGGUGCAAGGAUAAUACAAGAAGGUGGUAGAGGGAACAUUUUCAAGAAUAUUUUUGGUAUGCAAGAAGGAGAGAAAGUUUUGAAGGCUUCACAAUGCUAUUUAUACACAACAGCUGGUCCUAUUGCUGGAGUUCUCUUUAUCUCCACCAAAAAAGUUGCAUUUUGUAGUGAAAGACCAAUAACCUUCUCUUCUGCAAUAGCAGGAGAGACGGUCAAGGUACCGUAUAAGGUUAUGAUACCAAUUGGGAAGGUAAAAGAAGUUAAUGAAGGACAGAAUGUGAACCAGGAAGAACAAAAGUAUAUAGAAAUAGUUACUCAAGAUGAUUCUGAAUUCUGGUUUAUGGGAUUUUUACGAUACGAGAAAGCUUUUAAGAAUCUUCAGAAAGCCAUUUCUAUGUCUAUUUAGCCCCCAAAAAGAUGCAAUUGCACAUUGUUUAGUUUUUCUUAUAUUUGAGAUGUACAUAGGUAUUUGACAUAUCAGGAAGUUCUGCUAUGUAAAUGGGAUUUUCAAUGUUAAGUUAUAGAAUUAUAAUUGUAUGAA